Aspergillus homomorphus CBS 101889 is the source of this 1986-nucleotide messenger RNA. Its product is annotated as Zn(II)2Cys6 transcription factor. Gene Ontology annotation, biological process: DNA-templated transcription; regulation of DNA-templated transcription. Lineage: Eukaryota; Fungi; Ascomycota; Eurotiomycetes; Eurotiales; Aspergillaceae. The record is from RefSeq and is a predicted model, not a curated record. Gene Ontology annotation, molecular function: DNA-binding transcription factor activity, RNA polymerase II-specific; DNA binding; zinc ion binding. Bases 1 to 1986 code for a protein of 661 amino acids. The transcript is spliced from 7 exons.
AUGUCAGCUCGUCGCUAUCGAUCGACCGUGGCAUGUCAUUCGUGCCGCCAACGCAAGGUCCGAUGUAGUAUCAAUGUGACCGGGGUUCCCUGCAUCCGCUGCGCCCAGGAUCACGCCGAAUGUGUGGUGGAUGCGCCACUUGAGAGAACGAGCCGGCGCAAUGCAUCCGCUCGAACUCGGGCGCACGCGGCCAACAGCAGCCCGACCAACCGUGCUGCACAGUCCGCAGGGCAUGCAGUUCGCCCGACAAUACCUCGGACACCGGCCUUCCAAAGACCUCCGUCAGAAUCACCCGCUGUGUCGGGAUCUGAACAAUACAGUAUUCAGGACGAGGAGCGCAAUGGGCUUGAGAUUGCCGCAGCAGCUUUGGGCAAUCCGGAGCGAGCUGGACAGGUGCCGUUCUAUACUGGAGACAAAACCGGCAUAACAUCAACCCUAACACUCCUUGCCCCGGGUGAAUCUUUACCUCGGCAUUUCCUGAUUCCGUCGCGUGCCUCAACAUCCUUGUCAGAAGAGGAUCGAAACUAUCUUGCAAGCAAAGGCGUCUUCAAUUUACCCAGCAGCGAAGCGUGUCAUUGCCUACUGCAAGCGUACUUCCGUCACGUGCAUCCAAUCAUGCCAAUCAUCGAAGCUGAUCAGAUCUUGCACUUCUUUCAUGCUGGACGACUGCAUGAAUAUAACCUGCUACUGGUGUGGAGUGUGUUCUUUGUUGCUGUGAAUUUUGUUCCAUCUUCACUCUGCGAGCGAGAAGGGUACGACUCUCGGAAGGCAAUGAAAGCGGCCAUGUACUCCCACGCCAAGUGCCUGUACAAUAACAGCGGGGAGCGAGAUAAAGUGGUUCUCCUGCAAUCCUCUCUCAUGCUCGGCUUCUGGCACUCCGAGGUCGAUGAGCAUGUCCAGCCUUGGUAUUGGACUGGCAUAUCGGUCACUCUUUGUCAGAUAUUAGGCCUCCAUCGUGACCCUGACGCGGCACGAUACAACGCGGCUAUUACCGACCGUCAGCGAUACCUGUGGCGUCGUCUGUGGUGGACUUGCUUCUUCCGUGAUCGUUGGCUGAGUCUAACCCUGGGACGGCCGCUACGCAUUGACCUCGAAGACUGCGAUGUGGCAAAGCCUUCGGCGGCAGAUUUACUAUAUGACCUGAAUAAUAUCCCCGAGUCCCUUCUACCUACCUUCAUCCCAAAUGAGAUUUCCAUUCUGGCGGAAUUUUGGGUUCAAUUGAUCGAAAUGAGCCGAUUGCUAGGAUCCGUCCUAGCGAUGAGCUACAAGACAGUUCGUCCUAAGCCCUCUCACGAACAAAUCGAGGCCCUUGAGACAGAAAUUACUUGCCGCAAACCACCAGAGCAGUCUGCCCCUGGGUGGAAUGGCCCUACACGGUUCUACUUGCACCAUCUCCAAUUACAUUACCAAGCGGUUCUCAUAGUCCUCUAUCGGCCGUGCAUAACUGACCUGCCGGAUGAACUCUCUCUCAGCAACCAGAUGCAAUGGCAGGAGAGUUUUCGCCAUAAAGCCGACUGCGCAGCCUCCCGCACAAACGACAUCCUUGAGGUUCUCGCACAAGAAAACCUGCUUGAAUAUGCCUUGCCAAUGACACCCCCUCUGCUCAUCCCUGCCAUGCAAAUGCACCUUUUGAAUUGCCGAACCGGCAACACCUUGUCGCGACGUCUCCGACUCAACAAGCUCAACGCAUGUAUGAUGAUCAUGGAAGAAUUUCAGAAAGUCUACACCGUCGCGUCCAUAUACCGCGGGAUUUUCGCUAAGGCCAUCCAGCAAAUUUACCCGGAGCGUACGGAUGAGAACCCCAGUACGUCCGUUUCAAUUCCUGCUGCAGUAUCUGCAUCUGCACCAACUGGUGCCGCGGCCCAUCCGAUUGCUGCUGUCGACCCAGCACUGGGAACAGAUAUGGACAACAUGGUGGAUGCCCUUCUGGACGAAUCGUCAGCCCUCAAUUUCUGGGAGACGUGGGGUCAAUUAUGGGUUGAAUAG